Molecule: messenger RNA, 4544 nt
Organism: Parasteatoda tepidariorum (common house spider)
Lineage: Eukaryota; Metazoa; Arthropoda; Arachnida; Araneae; Theridiidae
Source: RefSeq, a predicted model, not a curated record
GAUACUCGACCCAUUUGCUAUUUUGUCCGGCACCUGGAGAUGAUGUUUUGAACGAUGAUAAAAAGUUCUUUAGUGUCGAGUUGGCAGCUACGGUUUCAGAUAAAUUGAAUUGUCACGUGAAAUAGGACAUCAAGAAUUUCGAAAUAAUAAUCAUGAUGUGAUGCUGGCUAACAAGUAUGAAAUGAGUGAAGAAUGGGUUGUUGUUGCAGUAGUUCAUCAAGGGUUGGGUCGGUAAAACAAAAUGCAAGGUCCUUUCCAGACUCAUCUGAUGGUUUUGAAGGUCCAGUGAGAAAUAGAGAAUGUACAGAUUCAUUUUUCCUGUUUAUCUUCGCAGUAUACAUAAUUUUCCUGAUAUCUGGUCAUUAAUGAGAAAUGUGUCAAAGAAGAUUGUAGAAUGGAGAAAAUUUGUCAAGACAAAUGUCCGGACGGAUAUGAGAACACAACCUUCCACCGUUGUUUACCAACUAAAGUGAAACAAACGACAUCGAAGCUGUUACAGUCUACUUUGCCAUUUCUUGAAGAAAUGGGUUCGGACAUCAGCCUCUGCUGGAAAGAAAUAAUACUUUUAUGCCUCAUUAGUAUUGGGCUUUCUGUGUUGUUAUUGAUCGUUCUCCGAUUCUGUGCCUCCAUCAUCAUCUGGGCUGUUCUAAUAAUUGUCACGAUUGGUUCAUUAGCAAUCACAGUUUAUAUUUGGUACAUGUGGCAUGAGAAGAAAAAACGUUUAGAGGAAUACGAUGGUCCAAAUAAAGAUCUGAAGGAGAGACGCGUUAUGUAUUGGCUGAUAGCCGCAGUUCUUUCAACCAUUUUUACAGUUAUCUAUAUUCUAGUCAUCAUAUUUAUGAGAAAUAAAAUUAAACUGGUAGCUGCAUUGUUUGAAGAAGCUGGAAAAGCAGUUGCUGCAAUGCCUUUGAUAUUAUUGCAACCAGUGGAGACAUUCAUAUCACUUGUGGCAGCGAGCUGUUUCCUUCUCUUUGGGUUUGUUUGCCUCCAAACAUCCGGCAAGCCUCUGGUGGACAGGGAAGGAAGAGUGACCUUCCCUAUUGAAUCAUUUUUUCAGGUUAUGAGAUGGCUUUCAUUAUUUGGAUUUGUCUGGGUAACGCAAUUCAUAUUAGCUUGUCAAAAUUUGGUUGUUGCUGGUGCUGUUUCUACCUGGUACUUCACAAGGGACAAGGAUAGAUUGGGUAGUCCAAUAUGGAGAAGUUUUUCAAAUCUUAUUUGUUAUCACCUUGGAUCAGCGGCAUUCGGUUCUCUAAUCAUUGCUACCAUGAAAUUAAUUAGAGCAUUAUUCAGGCUGCUUCAAAAAUAUUUGGAUCAAGGGAAUCAAAAUCAAAGGUGUGAGAUGUGCUGGAAAAUAUUCCAUUGCUGUUUGGCCUGUUUUGAAAACUAUUUGAAGUUUCUCAGCAAGAAUGCUUACAUCAUGAUUGUAAUUUAUGGUCAGUCUUUCUGUGCAAGUGCUCGUCGUUCAUUUGGAAGUUUAACAUCGAAUAUUGGAAAAGUUAUGGUUGUAGACUGUAUCGGCGACUUCGUCUUUUUUGUUGGCAAGAUGGGAGUUACAAUAGCAGUUGUCUUUAUAGCACUUGAAGUUUUGAAGGACAUGGAAGGCCUUCAUUAUAUUUGGGGUCCUGUAGCAAUUACUGGUGUGUUUGCUUUCCUUUCUUGCCACUGCUUUCUUUCCGUUUACGAAAUGACCAUUGACACGUUGUUACUUUGCUUUUGCGAAGAUUGCAACAUGAAUGACGGAGUCACUCGACCCUAUUUUAUGAGUAGAAGUUUAAUGGCCCUCAUUGAAGGAAGUCGAAAAAGUGCAAGAUUGAGGCCAGUCUCGAAAAGAAAAGUUGUGGAUUGAACUAGAAAUAUAUCAAAGCUUUUACUGUUCAUCAUAUGUUACUUAUCCGGAACAGAUAAAAAAAAAAAUGGGUAGUAAAAGCAUCCUAUUUUUAACUUUCAUUCGAAGAAGCCCACCCCUACUUAUUAACAGCUAUGAUAUAUUUUCACUCACAAAGAUUUCCCAGUUAAAUACAUUGAGUGUCAUUGUAAUUAAGAAAAAAAUGAUUGUCAUAAAAAGUUACUUUUCUCGAAAAAAAAGGUUAAAUUGGAAUUAACCAACACAACUUAAUUCUGUUUAAAAUGCUACCCAAAAAUGACCUGUGUGACUAAAGAAUUUUAUCCGAUAUUAAAAAUACUUAGUUCAUUAAAAAUAUUUCUGAAACAGUAAAAGCAAUUAAAUUUUUGGGUUUAGAAAACAAUAAAGCUAAAAGAAAAGACAUAAACUAGUAAAUUAUGAAGAAGAUUAUUUACAGCAUAAAAUUGUGCAAAUAAUUAUUUCCGUUUUAUUAUUUCAUAUUUUUAAUAUUUUCUAUAUUGAUUUAAGAUUACUAUUUUAUAUCCAUGUUGUGUACAAAUUUUUGCUUUUAUUUCUGUGAUUUGGAUAGGGUGUAAUAUUGCCUCCAGCGUUUCAAUUAAAAUCCGCUACUAAUCUUAUAUUUGGUAGAAAAUACUUAUAUCUUAAGUAAUGCGUUUAACUUGUUCAAUCAAAAUUUUAAAUCUUCGCAAAAGAAGAACAGGGUGGAGCGUCUACAUAAAGGUAAAAAGCAUUUCGAUGUAAAUAGACAAUGAACUUAUUUUUUGAUAAACACGGAAGGCUGAAACUUCAUAUUUAGGUUCAUCUCUUCAAAAUUUGUACUCUAUCUCUGAAAUAUUUCUAUACUACCCAAACGACGUUUCUUCUGUCGAUUAUGGAUCGAUUCAUGAUUUUUUGGUUAUGAUAUUUGUCAUUCUGCUUUUAAAGGAUGGCAUAAUCUCCAAUAUGUCACUAACAAACACAUUUACUAGGGUAACAUAAACUCACCGUCAACUAGGGUAACGUUAUUCUUCGUGGGUAUUUUUUGUCCAUCAAAUUUUAAAAAAAAUGUAUCGUGCAUGGUAUCUAAACUAUGGAGAAUGAUUUGCUGCAAGGGCUAAUAGGUUGCAUUAAUUCUUUAUCUAGAUACGGCAGAUAUUUUCCGCUUGUUGAAUCUGCCAAGCAUAAAGUUACAUCAUUAUAUGGUACUGCUAUAAAAAUGUAAUUUGUAUACACAUACCCACCAACAUUCAAGGUUUCCACAAAAUAUUAUUUUCAGUGGUCAUGGACUGAAGUAGAAAUGUUUAAAAUAAGUAGAAUUUUUUCAAUGACUUUUCCCAGGAUCAUUUGUCCACUUGACCUUACAUAUAUCAGUUAAAAUGAUUUAAAUGUAGAAGUGAACAAAAUUCUCUAAAUUUUAAUUUAUUGAAACAUUACCUUUUCUACCGCUAUUCUAAAACUUGGAAAAUCUUUUUGCUGGUGGAGGAUGCAUUAUGAACUCCUCGUCAUUUUAAUUCUUUAAAACUAUUGCAUCUAUCGUAUUCCUUUAAGACUAAAUUAUAUCUCGAUCAUGCAGGUUAGAAGUUAACUUCGUGCUUAAAAUGCAAUAUAGUCAAAUUACGUUUAAAUUUCUGUUAACUGUUCUGACAGCUACCAUUUUAGCUCAAAAAUUAUCUCGAAUGCUCGAUUUUAGAUCCAAACAUACAUUUUAAAAUUGGAAAUAUUUAUUAUAGUGAUAAUGCUGCUAAUGAAGUAUAUUUUGUUUCCCACUCAUCUAAUGCUUAUGAGGACAUAUCAUAAUCAUACCAUACCAUAACUUACACUAUACAAUAACUUAUACCAUAACCAUAAAAUUCCCCCAAUGUUUACAUACCUAAUAAUAUUGAGGAAUUUCAAGUAUAUCAUGAUUUUAAGAAGUUAUUAUUUUAUUGUUUGCUAGAAUCAUUGCGUUAAAAUGACUGAAGUACAAAGAGUGAAACAAUAACAAAAAGAAUUCUAGUUUUUAAAAAGAGAGGGUUUACCUCAUGCUGUGAACAUUUAUUUGUUUUAAAUCUAACUUCAAUCUUAAAGCUCAUUUCAAAGCAACAAAAAUUAUAUUCUUUUAAAUUCUAACAUUUUUUGCUUAAAAGUUUUAAAACUAUCACGUUUGUGUAUUAUGCAAUAUUACUUUUCUAAGAAGUUGAGUAAAAUUUUCACAGCAGUUUUAUAUUUCUUUAGAUAAGCAGAUGUAUGUUAAAAUCUCAGGAAUAUAGACUAGUCAUUGUUUCUUACAAUUAUCACUUCAGUUUGAAUUUGACCACAAAAAAUUACGGGUAAGAUAUUUUACCCUUUAACCUAUGAGAUCAAUUUUUUAACUCUUUCAUGACAUUGAAAUCACAUUUCAGAACUCCCAAUUUAUUUCUACUUAUAAUUCACAAUUUUUGUAAAAUAAAACUUUCCAAUCUUAAACAGGGUGACCACAUUAGGGAAAAGUUGUUUUAAAAGUUGUGAAAAAUGUUUCAUUAUGUCAUAGAAAAUUUUAAACGUUUUACUUUCACCUUACUUUUAGGAUUUAAAGUGAUCAGCUUCAACAUCUAGGUACAAAUGUACAAUUUUAGUUUACAAAUGUGUUUUUGUAGUUAGGAAUUGUACGAUCAGUUUGUUUUUGAAAACCGUCUCUGCAGCUUUUUAAAUUUUUUCUGGAUGUGGUCGCUCUAAUGAAAUA